Messenger RNA from Oryctolagus cuniculus (rabbit), 1491 nucleotides. RefSeq names its product potassium two pore domain channel subfamily K member 17 (gene KCNK17). Lineage: Eukaryota; Metazoa; Chordata; Mammalia; Lagomorpha; Leporidae. The record is from RefSeq and is a predicted model, not a curated record. Gene Ontology annotation, cellular component: plasma membrane. Gene Ontology annotation, biological process: stabilization of membrane potential; potassium ion transmembrane transport. Gene Ontology annotation, molecular function: potassium ion leak channel activity; outward rectifier potassium channel activity.
CCAGCUCUCCGCCCCUCGGGUGAAAACCGGGCAGCGGGCUGCAGUGCGCUCGCUGGAGAAGCGACCGUGGAGAGCGCCCUUCCCCGGCGCCGGCGCCGGCCCCCUCCAGCCAUGUCCCGGCGGCCGCGAGCGCGGGCAGCGCCCCAGGGCAGGGCCCAGGGCUGCGUGGUGCCCGGCACCGCGCUCCUGCUACUCGCCUACCUGGCGUACCUGGCACUGGGCACCAGUGUGUUCUGGGCGCUGGAGGGCCGCGCGGCGCGGGAGUCCGGCCGCGGUUUCCAGCUCGACAAGUGGGAGCUGCUGCAGAACUUCACGUGCCUGGACGGCCCGGCGCUGGACUCGCUGAUCCGGGACAUCAUCCAAGCGUACAAGGACGGUGCCCACCUCCUCGGCAACACCACCAGCAUGGGGCGCUGGGAGCUCGUGGGCUCCUUCUUCUUUUCCGUGUCCACAGUCACCACCAUCGGCUAUGGCAACCUGAGCCCCCGCACCAGAGCUGCCCGUCUCUUCUGCAUCCUCUUCGCUCUUGUGGGGAUCCCGCUCAACCUCGUGGUGCUCAACCGCCUGGGGCACCUCAUGCAGCAGGGCGUGCACAGCUGUGCCCGCAGGAUGGGGGGCGCCUGGCAGGACCCUGCUAAGGCGCGCUGGCUGGCGGGCUCCAGCACCCUGCUCUCGGGCCUCCUGCUGUUCCUGCUGCUGCCACCGCUGCUCUUCUCACACAUGGAGGGCUGGAGCUACGAGGAGGGCUUCUACUUCGCCUUCAUCACCCUCAGCACCGUGGGCUUCGGCGACUACGUGAUCGGGAUGAACCCCUCCAGGAGUUACCCGCUGUGGUACAAGAACACGGUGUCCUUGUGGAUCCUCUUUGGGCUGGCGUGGCUGGCCUUGAUCAUCAAACUCGUCCUCUCGCUGCUGGAGACCCCAGGGGGCACAUGUUCCUGCUGCCACCAUGGCUCCAAGGGCCGGAGCUGGAGGCAGGGCCCGGAUGGAGAGCCCGAGUCCUCCUGCCCACAGCCAGGCUGCUGUCCGGAGAGGCCUGUGGGCCUCACGGAGUACCUGGGUCCCUCUCCUCCGGAUGUAGGCUGUGGCAAGGACGGCUAGUGGUACACUCGAUCAUGUCCACCUUCCUUCUCCCUAACAAGACCCCCGACUUGGGGCUUGGCACGUGACUACCCAAGCCAAAGACUACAUUCUCUAGGUGCAGCUAUGUAUAUUAAAUUCUGUUCAACAGGAAACACAGAAGUAUCCCAUGUGACUUAGGGGAUGAGGCUUUUGGGAUGGAGUGCACCCCUCUUCCCCACUUCCUUCCUCCAGCUGGCCGAAAUACUGAUAAGGUGGCUGGAGCUCUGGCAGCUACAUUGCACCAUAAGAUAGAAGCCAUGUUUGAGAUCAGCGGCACAGGAGAAAGAGCCGGGACCCCCUGAUGAUCACAAACCCGGGCUGAAUACCACCAGUCUUCCUUCAAGAGAGAGAAAUAAACGUCUUGGUUUA